Messenger RNA from Conger conger (European conger), 5270 nucleotides. RefSeq names its product cyclin dependent kinase 14 (gene cdk14). Lineage: Eukaryota; Metazoa; Chordata; Actinopteri; Anguilliformes; Congridae. Gene Ontology annotation, cellular component: cytoplasm; nucleus; cytosol. The transcript has 15 exons. The coding region runs from base 317 to 1729 and encodes 470 amino acids. The record is from RefSeq and is a predicted model, not a curated record. Gene Ontology annotation, molecular function: ATP binding; cyclin binding; cyclin-dependent protein serine/threonine kinase activity. Gene Ontology annotation, biological process: protein phosphorylation.
UGAGCAAAACUGAGGAAGCGAGGACUAUCCAGCGGCUUUGUCCGCAGUAGAUACGCUUGUGGUAUUUUAUUGAUCUCACAUUCAUGAAAAAAUUGGAAUAUCCCUUCCCAAGGAAUGAAGCUUACAUGUAGGCUACAAAAAUCCGAAAACCAUCAGAAAAUGAAUCUUUGAGAACUGGUGCUGUUUCAUAGAACACAUUUCCUGUGUAUGACAGCAGAGCAUAGCGAAGCCCUUGUCUCAAUUCUAAAGAAUUUGCCAUUGCAACGAUCCGCGCGGCUAUAACUAUUAAUUAGCCUAAUUAUUUUAAUAUCACGACAUGUGUGACUUAAUGCCAGCUUCACAACCUACCGAAAAAAUAGGUAAAAUGAAAAAGUUGCGAAGAACUUUAUCGGAGAGUUUCAGUCGCAUUGCUUUCAAGAAAGAGGACAAUGGCUUUGAUGAGAUAUGUGUCACAAAGAUGUCCACACGCAACUGCCAGGGAAUGGACUCGGUCAUCAAGCCCCUGGACACCAUCCCUGAGGACAGGAAGGUGAGGGUCCAGCGUACGCAAAGCGGAUUCGACCCCUUCGAGAAGCCCGCCAGUCAGGUCAAGAGGGUCCACUCCGAGAACAACGCCUGCAUCAACUUCAAAGGCUCGUCCACGGGGAAGGAGUCUCCCAAACUCAGACGCCACUCCAGCCCCAGUUCGCCCACGAGCCCCAAGUUUGGGAAAGCAGAUUCCUAUGAGAAGCUGGAAAAGCUGGGAGAGGGCUCAUAUGCCACCGUUUACAAAGGGAAAAGCAAGGUGAAUGGCAAGCUGGUUGCGUUGAAAGUGAUCCGCCUGCAGGAGGAAGAAGGUACUCCAUUCACAGCCAUCAGGGAAGCAUCACUCUUGAAAGGCCUGAAGCAUGCAAACAUUGUGCUGCUUCAUGACAUCAUUCACACCAAGGAAACCCUAACACUGGUCUUCGAGUAUGUGCACACUGACCUGUGCCAGUAUAUGGACAAGCAUCCAGGAGGUCUCCAUCCCGACAAUGUGAAGCUCUUCCUGUUCCAGCUGCUGCGGGGUCUGUCCUACAUUCACCAGCGUUACAUCCUGCACCGGGACCUCAAGCCGCAGAACCUGCUCAUCAGCGACAUGGGCGAGCUGAAGCUGGCCGAUUUUGGUCUGGCCCGAGCCAAAUCAGUCCCGAGCCACACAUACUCCAACGAGGUGGUGACACUGUGGUACAGGCCUCCGGAUGUGCUGCUGGGCUCCACAGACUACUCCACCUGCCUGGACAUGUGGGGUGUGGGGUGCAUCUUCAUUGAAAUGAUCCAAGGUGUGGCUGCAUUUCCGGGGAUGAAGGAUAUUCAAGACCAGCUUGAGAGGAUAUUUCUGGUCCUGGGUACGCCUUCUGAAGACACGUGGCCAGGUGUCCACUCCCUGCCUCAUUUCAAACCAGAUCGGUUUACCGUGUACAGUCCAAAGAAGCUGAGGCAGGCUUGGAACAAACUGGGCUAUGUUGACCACGCAGAGGAGCUGGCCUCCAGGUUUCUCCAGUGCUUCCCAAAGAACCGGCUGUCUGCCCAGGCCGCCCUCAGCCACGAGUACUUCAGCCAUCUUCCCCCCCGGCUCUGGGAGCUGCCUGACAUGUCUUCUAUCUUCACUGUAUCAAACGUUAAACUGCAGCUUGAGACAGGGGAUAGCAUUCAAGUGUGUGGGAAGUCCAGCGGCCUCAGCAAAGGGACGUCCAACAGCAAGCACUGACCAGCUGACACGGCCCCCACCGGAGCCAGCCAGACUGCGACUUCAGAACAGUCAGGCACAGAGGAUGAGGACUGAAUGGCCUGGAUGGGAACACCUUUUCUGUUUAAUUCAUUACGUGCUUCAGAGGACAUUUUCAAUGGUACGCACUUUGGUGGUCACGACAGACUCCUCAGAUUAAUCGAUCAUGUGAAAUGCUGAUUCACUUUCAAAAAGAAAAUAUUGCUGUACAUCGCUGAAGUAUUGGCAAUGUUUGAAUGCCGACAUUGAAUUCACAAAGAGUAACUAAAAAGAGUCUAGCUGAACGGAUGUUGAUGCACAGUGAGUGUAUGUAUCUAUUCCUAUAUCAUGUCCACAGAAACACACAGUACACGCUGACAGAAAGACAGCCACACACACACACACACGCACACACACACACAGCAUGUGUCAGCAUGCUUUUACUUCAUUCUGUAAGUCUUAUCAGGGGCAGACUCAUUAACGUAGGAGAAUGUUAUCAAUAAUUCUUUCACAUGAUGCUAUCCCUUGGGAUCAAAAAAGUAUAUAAUAAGCCUCUACAGUCUGCCAUUCUUCCUCUGUAAUGACAUCACCACAUACAUCACUGUAAAAAAAAUGCUCAAUUUGUAGUUGUAGUAGUAAUAGUAGUAGUAUUAACUAAUAAUAAUAAUAAUAAUAAUAAUAAUAAUAAUAAUAAUAGUGCAUUAUUUGUAUGCCAGUAGUUGAGCUGCUGGUAUAUGAUGGUGCAUGUUCACACCUACAGGGACAGUGCAAACAGGACCAUUGCAUUGACCACAGAUCGGGUUGCAUUCAGUUCUGCUGAAUGCGAUGUUAUCUUGUGUUGAACCGUACUUCCAGUGCAGCGUCCCUGCGUACAUAUUACACAGGUGUGUACUGUAUGUUAACAUGUUAUGGGCAAUACACUUGCAUUGGUGCUACCAUGUAGGUAAUACAUGGAUCCUUUAGAUUUAAACAACUGACCUGGAAAAUCUCGAUAACCUAAAUCUGUGUUUAUAAUGUAACACUUGUAUUAUUAUUAAUGGUAGUGGUAAUAGUUGUAAUAAUUCUCAUUUUUGAUAAGGGACGCAUGACAAUCAUCCUGAGUUUUCAUUCCAUAACUGUCCUCUGAAAGACAGGACUGAAAAUGCAGUAAUUCACUCCCUUCUCAGGUUUCAGUUAGUCUUUCUCAAAUUAAGUCUUUUUUUAUUUCGCAGUAAUGAACAUGUGUGGGUUAUUGAGCUUUUCCAGUGAGAAUUACAUUAGACAGGGAGGGGCCACUGAUCCCCUGCAGGGAGUUUGGGAGGAGCCAGGGUUCACUAGUGUCUUCCCUCAUUCGCCAGUCUCUCAGCUACCAGUUACAAGCCACACCCUCUUUGGGCCUCAUCACAAGGCCUUAUCUGUCACCUGACCGCUACCCCUGAAGAGCGAAAUACUAUUUAUACUCAACCAAAUUCUUCCACAGAUGGACCAUGCUGCUACGGUACUCUCUCUGCGCUUUGCCUCUUGUGUGUACCAAUCUCAGACUGAUUUAUCAGUUUAUAACUUGUUUUAAUGGUACUGCGUUAUGUUUAUUAACAAUCUGGAUCCUUCUUUAUUAUUAUGGAGACACUUGCUGAAAUGAGAACAACAGAUUGAUUUGCUCCAAGUAUCGUCUCUCUGUGAGAAUGUUGAAAUCAACUUGAUCUGUGGAUAUAUAAGCAAUGCUUCAAAUGUGCUGUAGGGCUGUAGCUUAACUGAAUCAGACCUGUUCAAGAGAGAACCCCCCCCCCCCCCCCUUUAUAUAUAAUAAAUACUUGGAGCUAUAAUAUACAUAUGUACCACUAACUGGGACAUAUAGUCCUAUCGAGAUCCCAGAUAUGUACAAAUGCUCUCGUCCUGAAACUCCUUAUGGUCAGGGGGGUGACACCUGGCAGAGAUCACUUACUACAUUGCCAUUUUAUUUUCUCCACCAUAUUGCAGUCUGCUGCAAUUACAAUAUUUUUACAUUUUUACUUACAUUGCAGGUAUUUUCGCUCUAAUAGCCGACUCAAAUAUGUCCAUGUACAGUACCUAGGCCUAUACAUACAUAUUGAAAGCGCUUACACACCGCAGUUUUUUCAGUUUAGGGGUUUCGCUCUUGGUGGGGAAAAACCCUUUGCCUUGUGGCUGUGGGUACAGCUUUAAUCGUGUUACUAUCGUAUGGAUAACAUGCAGAGCAAAGGCUAAUUGAAAUAGUUGGAAUUAUUUUUUUCUAUUAAGAAUGCACUUUUAAAAAGAUCUUCUUUGCUCAACAUUCCAUCUUAAAGUUAUGUCACUUUGCACCCGAAUUGUCCUUAAUGUCACUUGUGCGUGAAGGUAAACUUGGUGGCGAUGGAAUCUUUCUAUAUAGGAAAGCGCUUUAACAGUAAGAUGCGGGAUGAAUAAGACAUAUUUGAAGCGAAUUGUGUAUCAGUUUAAUCCUUGACAAGUAUGGAUAUGUUUAAAUAAAGGGAGAGCAGCCUUUAAUAGUGUUCAAUAGUGUGGCAGAGCUGCGAUAAAGAGAGAACGACUGUACGUUAAGGCACUAAGGCUUUAAAAGAUUCCCGGACCCGGGCAGUGUUAGCAGCUGAAUAAUUAUUUUUAUACGUUAAGCACACUUUCUUAGUAUAUUAUCGCAUUUCCUUUUGAUCUGGCAGCAGCUGCAUCGGCAAAUACGGAAAAUUGUAUGUCAGUGACUGCUGCGUUGAGUUUUUAAGCACUACGGUCCUUUUGAACUUGAAUGUUUUCAAAAAUGUGUCCUCUCAAAAGGAUUAGUCAAUGAAGUACGAAGAAUAGCCUACAUAAAAAUAACAAGGAUUGUAGGAAUACACAUUAGCACUGUGACGGUUAAAAUGAUCAUCGUUUUAGCGUAAUCAUUGGCUCUUGCAUUAUCUCCGUAAAAUAGGCUAUAACAUGAAACUAUAUAGGCUAAUAUUUAAGGGAAUUAAUCAUUGGGUUCCCCGGUUUGCUAUAUUGGAUAUGUUAUGGAAUGUGUAGUCCGUACCACAUGUUAUUAUUGGAUACUUAUGUUCAUCUGUGAAUAUUUAAUCAUUUUGUAACCUUUGUUAUAAACCGUUUAGGCUGUAUAUAGCUGAGGCAAAAAGCCUCCUGUAAAAUGUAAUGGUGACGCUUAAAAAUGUUGCGUUUUGGGUCACGAAUGUCCCCUUUACGCUGUUAAAUGGAGGAUUCAUAUAUAUUUUUGGCCUUGUUGAUUUCUUAUCGCAUAGACGUGUAUAUUCAGAAAGACCUUGGUCUUCUAGUGCAUCCCUGCUGCGCUGAACACCGAAUCCUCCUUUUCGAGUUUAAAAGCUUCACUUGCAUAUUUUCUUUUUUGUAUGAUGCACUGAAAAUACAUACUUUUGACAAGCGGUUUGGAACAUAGAAGUGUUACCAGUCACUUUAUAAACUCUUAAACUCCAUAUAUGGUAGAGUAGCUGUUGCAUUAUUUGUUACAGUAUGUAUGUAAUGUUACUAUGGAAGAUGUAAUGUCCUUCUGUAAAUGUUGUUUAUUGUUGUUUUACCUGAAAUAAAGUUUAUUAAUGCUGAAAAA